CGAAGUGAGUAGUUCUCUUCUCCGUGGUUGGAACUGGCGGCUGCUCGGAGAUUGCGCCAGGAAAUGCCAUAAGGAUGAUCUUGAGUCCGGCGAACCUCUCGCACUUUUGGAGUUCCAUCAGAGUCGCCUCGUUCCGUAGGAAGAGUCACUCCUUGCUCCCCCGACACAGGAGGCGUUGCUGUUCUUCGCCACUCAUAGCGUUCGCCCAACAGGCAGAAGAGCAAUCGUUGGUUGUGGUGGGUGGUGGUGCUGCUGGAGUCUAUGCUUCAAUUAGAGCGAAGUCUCUAGCUCCGCACCUAAAUGUGCUGGUUAUUGAAAAAGGGAAACCAUUAGCGAAGGUUAAAAUUUCCGGGGGAGGUCGAUGCAAUGUGACAAAUGGACAUUUCUUUGAUGCAGCGAGACUAGUGGAUAAUUAUCCUCGAGGAAAUAGAGAACUGAGAGGCUCUUUUUUCAACAUUCAUGGACCAAAGGACACAAUAUGCUGGUUUUCUGAUCAUGGGAUUAAGCUUAAGACAGAAGAUGAUGGAAGAGUUUUCCCCGUUAGCAACAACUCAUCAUCUAUUGUAGAUUGUCUUCUCAAUGAAGCAAAGAGGCAUGGAGUUGUAAUGCAGAUGGGAAAAACAGUUUCGGAGGUGUCUUUAAGUGAUAAUGGCCAAUUUCUUCUAAAGGUGGAGAAAAGAACAAUGGAUCUAGUCGAACACUUUAAGGCUGAUUAUGUAUUAAUGGCCACUGGGAGCAGUCGACAGGGCUACAAAAUUGCCGUCCAACUUGGUCAUUCUAUAAUCGACCCAGUUCCCAGUCUAUUCACCUUUAAAGUUGAGGAUACAGAACUAUCAAGUUUGUCAGGGGUCACAUUUCCUAAAGUUAAAGCAAAGUUGAAACUGAAAAAUAUCCAAAAGAACUUGCCGGAAUAUACACAGGUUGGACCUAUGCUAGUUACCCAUUGGGGCCUUAGUGGGCCUGCGAUUCUUCGCUUAUCUGCCUGGGGAGCUCGUGAACUUUUUCUCUCUGAAUAUUCAGGAAUGCUUAUGGUAGACUUUAUACCUGACAUCCAUUUAGAAGAUGUGAAACACAUCCUUUUCCAGCAUAAAGACCAGCUUGCAAAAACUAAGGCGUCCAACUCAUUUCCUUCACAGUUCAAUUUGGUAAAACGAUUUUGGAGAUAUUUAUUGGAACGCGAGGGUUUGGAAGCAGACAUAUUAUGGGCUUCAAUUUCGAACAACCAUUUGACUUCCUUAGCUCUACUUUUAAAGCAAUGUCCGUUUAAAAUAGCAGGAAAAGGUCAAUUCAAAGACGAAUUUGUCACGGCCGGAGGCAUCCCACUCUCUGAGAUAUCACUAAACACUAUGGAAAGCAAAGUAACACCAAAUCUAUUUUUUGCGGGCGAGGUACUAAAUGUAGAUGGGAUUACUGGCGGAUUCAAUUUUCAGAAUGCCUGGAGCGGUGGAUACAUUGCCGGGACAAAAAUUGGCGAGCGGGCAUCAAACAACAGGAGAUUGUGUGAAUAAAUCUUUCAUAUAUUUUAUAUUAUUAAUGUAAAAAAUAUUUAACCAUCAUUUGAUGAAUAAAACAUUAUGAUUAUGAAUUAUCUGAAACAAUUUGAAUUUUGAUGUUUA
Molecule: messenger RNA, 1616 nt
Organism: Zingiber officinale
Lineage: Eukaryota; Viridiplantae; Streptophyta; Magnoliopsida; Zingiberales; Zingiberaceae
Exons: 15
Coding region: 75-1508 (477 amino acids)
Source: RefSeq, a predicted model, not a curated record